AUGAGCUCGUUUCGUUCAUAUGUAUGGGAUCCAGUGCUGCUGAUCAGUCAGAUGAUAUGUAUGCAAACAGUUUUCUACACAACAGAAUGUGCUGCAUUGAUUGCGUACAGUAUGACUGGCUUCACUCCAACACUGGCACAUAUUUAUUCCAUACAGGCUCUUCGCGUGAUGGUAGUCGUGCAAUUGCUGGCGACCCUUUCGUGUGGAAUCGCCAUGAGAUUCGUCGUCCAACGUGCCAAACAGUGCCUGGAUUUCUCAUGCACUUUGCACGCAUUCCACCUCCUUUUUGUUAUCAUCUACAAUCAUGCAUUUCCUACACAACUGCUUUGGUGGGGUGUACAAAUAGCCAGUGUUGUAAUAUGCACUCUACUGGGCGAAUAUCUCUGUAUGGUAGCUGAAUCACAAGAAAUUAGACUUGGUCCGCCGUCGAAGUACGAUCUCUGA
Messenger RNA from Cooperia oncophora, 444 nucleotides. The record is from the annotation of a GenBank genome assembly. NCBI's taxonomy places the organism in Eukaryota, Metazoa, Nematoda, Chromadorea, Rhabditida, Trichostrongylidae.